ACGAUCUAGUUCCAUCACUUGAGAAUUCACCUAGGAGCAGCAGGGGUAUAAAAAAGACAGCUCGUGGACAUUUACCGAUAAAUACUUCAAGUAAUACUUGAGUCCGGCCGUUAAAAAAGAGAAAUUUGUUUAUUCUGAAAGCACAGAGGCAAGCUGUUGCACUAUGGACCCCAGUAAGUCGAGUGCUCCUCCAGCGGGAUGGGCUGGGUCUGGUGAGAAGACUUCCAUGGGCCACGCGCCCCCUCCGCCCUACCAGGACCAACCGUACCCGGGUAACCCACAGCCCGGCCUGGCAUACCCACAACAGCAGCAGGGCUAUGCACCGCCGCCACAGUAUGGGGGUGCAGGAUAUGGACAACAGCCUUACCCAGGACAGCAGUUCCCAGGACAGCAGUUCCCAGGACAACAGUUCCCAGGACAACAGGCCACCGUCACUGUCCAGCCCACAGUGUUCGUGACUCGUGGCCCGCUGCUUAACCCGGUUAACGACUACUUGUGCUACUCCAUCUUCACUAUGCUGUGCUGCUGCUUUCCACUUGGAAUUGCUGCCCUCAUCUACUCCAUCUCAGCCCGUGAAUCCAACCACAUUGGGGACCAGCUGGGGGCAGAGCGAAGCAGCAGGAUGGCCCGGACACUGAACCACGUGGGCCUGGGACUCGGCAUCGGUGUCCUCAUCCUCUCCAUUGUCUACGUGGUGGUGUUGGCAUCUUAACCUUUUAGUCACCGGGUGGCUAAAAGGACUUUUGAAAAGUUACUGAUAUAUUAAUCAACAAUAAAAGGCCAUGUAAUCCAUUACUCUUCAGCACUGUAAAGAGUAACCUUCAAUUUUCUAUAUCUCUUUAAUUUCUUCAGCAUUAUUUUGUGUUUGGGAUUUUCUUCUAUCAAAAGUCAACGUUUUCUGUUUAUGACAUUCGAAAUACUUUGGUCAGUUUUGCUCCACCAUAUAUACACAAUACAGGUGUUAUCCAAAGAGUUUUACAUUGUUGUUUUCUAAUAGCAAAUGAUUAUCAAUACACAGUAUGUAGUGCCACAUUUGAUGUUGAGUUGAGUUUUGUGUAGUUUUGCAAUUGAAAGAGAUGUGUCCAAUUGUACAAUGAAUUAAAUAUUUCUGCCCUUUCAACAGAAUUGUUGGCUGUAAAUGUGCACUAACACCCUCUAACUUUCUUAAUGCUAACAAAGAAUAGCAUUUAAAAAUAAAAAUAAAAAGGAUACUUGAAUAAACACAGAAGAAGAAAUUGGCUUUGUUAAGCUCAUGCCGAGCAAAUAAAAGAUGGAUCUGGUCUAAGAGUGCACACUACAAGGUCAUUUACAGAUAUUUUAGAAUUGCACCAAAGUCCUCCUCUUACUUCCAGCUGUGUGUGAAUGCACAACUUCACACAAAAUCGGCAAAAAAAAUUUAAAGCGUAGUGUGUUGUGUAUGGCCUGGGGUUUGCAUGUUAUGUACCUUAAUGUCUGAAUGUCAAUUUCUUAACCAAAGCUGAAAAAGGAAGCUUUUUCUGUAUAUCAAAUUUUCUUUAUAAGCAAAAUUAAAGUAUAAUGAGA
Molecule: messenger RNA, 1542 nt
Organism: Etheostoma spectabile (orangethroat darter)
Lineage: Eukaryota; Metazoa; Chordata; Actinopteri; Perciformes; Percidae
Product: proline-rich transmembrane protein 1
Exons: 3
Coding region: 164-712 (182 amino acids)
Cellular component (GO): membrane
Source: RefSeq, a predicted model, not a curated record